AUGGUGUUACAUGAUCGAUCAAGUACUCGUAGGAGUAGUAGGAGUAGUACAUCAUCAUCAACAUCAGUAAUAUUAGUAUUAGUUUCGUUGUUGUUGUUGUUUGUAUCAACUUGUGGUAUUAUAGCUACUCCUGAUUUACCAGAAGAUGAGUUUAAAUCGGCUGAAUGGUUAAUUAAAUACUUUGGAUCGUAUAUCUCAACCGAAUCGUCGAUUCGUAUAUGUACAGAUGACACAUACCAAAUCGAUUGUAUUUUGGAUGAUAAUGAUCCAGAUGUCUUUCAUAUUAUCAAAUUUCCAUUUAUGACAGUAGUUGAUUUUGAAUAUGUUGGAGAAUUACCAAAUAUAACAAAGUUGACAUUUCCCUAUGUUACAGAGAUGGAUAUACAAAUACUAUAUUUUGACUUGAUGCCACCCGAAUUUGCAGAGAUUGAUUUAUUAUCUUAUUUCACUGAUCUUCCAUCCCUAGAAUCUCUAAUCAUUACAGAUGAUCGUCUUCAUAAUAUACCAGACUCUUUCUCAAAUGGAAAUUUCCCAAGUUUAACAAAAUUGGGUAUAUAUUCUACCAAUAUAUUAUCAGUCGAAACAUUUAUAAAUAUAACAACUGUACAGGAUAUCACAAUCUCCAAGACCACUUCACCUUUUACAAUUGAUCCAACUAUUUAUCUUCCCAACUUGAUUAAUUUCAACUUGUUAUUUUCUCUUAACGAUUCCAUGGAUAUAAGUUUCAGUCAACACGGGUUCCCAAAUCUUGACCUUAUUUAUAUCACUUAUGCCAAUGAUAUUGGUCAUCAACUCACUAUCACCGUCGAAACAUCUUCAGUCACCCAAUUCAUUGGAUAUCGUGAAUACUCUAUUGGAUAUGCUACUAUUAAUCCUCAAUUUAUUCAUCCAGAAUCAUUGAUCAUUUUAGAUCAUCAUGGAGGAGCAUCACGAUUAUCACCACAAAAUAUGUCUUUGUAUUCAAAUUUACAAUCAUUGACAUUAGAAGGUCAAUUAUUUCCACCUAUUAAUACACCAUUUCCAGCAUCAUUGAAAUCAUUUAAAUCUCAAUCAGAGUGGGAAGGUGGAAAGAUACCUUCCAACUUGCUGGACAAUGAUCCAAAUAAUUUGGUAUUGGAUUUUAAUGGCAACCAUGGAAUUACUGGUGAUUUAUCGCAAGCAUUUUGUUAUAUUCAAGGUUUGAGAGCACCCUAUGCACCAAUCAACUCGAUUCCGUCAUGUUGGUGGUGUUAUAAUUCAUCAAGACUCAGCACAAUUGUGCAACGACCCGCAUCACCACUUUGUAAUAUCCAAAUUGAUAGUUUUAAUCUAACUUCAUAUCAAGGUUGGUUUAAUAUAACUGGUGAUAAUAUCGGGUGGGGUGAUAACACAAACUUUACUCAAAUCUAUCCAAACAAAAAGUUAAUGGGUAAAAUUGAUUUAAGUUUAGGUAGAAAUCAAGUAAAUAAUUAUUCAUUGGUUAAAGAUCCAAUUCAAGGAUAUACAUUUGAAUUUACCAUUUCAGAGGUAUCAUUUCAAGUUAAUAAUGUGAUUGUUGAUCCAUUGGAUUCAACUUUUAAUGCAACUUCGGUGACUGUUGUUUUCGAUUUUGUUAAUCCAAUUGUUCAACAUCAACCAUCGAUCUCUUAUGGAGGAUACCCAUGUCAAUUCCAAAGAUACCAAGAGUUUACCAAAUCAAUUGUUUGUACCCCAAUAACUUAUCCAAAUAAUACAAAACCAUUGGUUAAAAUUGAAAAUCAAUUCAAUCAAACUAUUACAAAUCCUGAUGUUGUUUUGAAAUCUGUAAAUGUUGUAUCAUAUACAUUGGAUCCACCAAGUUACCCACCAACCUAUUUAAAUUUAAUUGGGUAUUUUGGAAUCAAUACAAAUCUUGCCGUCAUUACAUUGACACCUCAAGAUGAGACAUUACAGACGUAUGGUUGUGAGAUUAUUCAAUCAAACCAAACAUUUAUUCAGUGUAAAUUACAACAACUAGAACCACCACCUGGUAUCACUGGAUUUGAUAUUGUAAUACCAUCCUAUGGAUCAUACAAUAAUAUUAGUUUAAUUGUUAUUCCUGCUCCAAUUCAAAUUAUUGUUACUCAAUAUCAACUUGAACCACCUAUAUAUCCACCAACCCUUUUAAAUUUAUUUGGGUAUUUUGGGACUAUUUUAGAACCAAAGGCAAAUGUUUCUAUUCAGUCACCUGGUCACGACGAUGUUGAAUGCUUGGUCAAACUAUUUAGUAGUGAUUAUAUUCAAUGUAGUUUCACCCAUCAACCAUUCCCAGGUCCAUCAACAUUGGUUGUUACUGUACCUCAUGGUUCAUAUAAUUCUCCAUUAUUAUUUAUUCCUUAUCCUUCAACAAAUGUUGAAUCAUAUACUUUAAGACCAUCAACCUACCCACCAACACAUCUUGAAUUAAAUGGGUAUUUUGGACCUGAUACAAAUGUAGGACAAGUAUUGCUUGCAGAUGAUGUUGGUGGCGACCAACAUAAUAUUAUUCAAUGCACAGUCACAGAUAUAAAUGAAACUAGUAUUAUAUGUCAAUUUGAAAACCAACCAUAUUCAGGACCACUUGAUUAUACUGUAGUUGUUCCAAAUGGAAAUUAUUCAUCUCAAUUAAUUAUACCAUAUAUUCAAUCAGAUGUUUUAAUUACAUCUGUAAAAUUAAUUGAUUCAACAAGACAAAUUGACCAACAAAUGAUUUUAAAUGGUCAUUUUGGUUUAAAUGUUAGUUUAUCAACCAUUCGAUUUAAUAAUACCGAUUCAUUUUGUAGUGUAACAACUUCAAAUGAGACAACGAUCGAAUGUCAUUUCACAAAACAACCAUCAUCAGGUUCUAUCACUCCAUUGACACUUGUAACACCAAAUGGAGAUUAUUCAUCCAAUACAAUAUUAUUCAUACCGUAUCCAUCAUUACCAAGUGAUGAUGAGGAAUGUAUGGUUAGAACAAAUAAUUGUAGUGGUCAUGGUAAAUGUGUUGAUGGAAAGUGUCAAUGCGUUGCUUUGGAUUGGUAUGAUGAUUGUAAAUUUAAAAUAUCAUCCAAUCAAGAUUUGAAAUCAAUCGUUAACUUGAACAAUCCAACGAUAUCAUUUGGAAUUGGUGAUGAUUAUAGAUUCGAAUUCUCAAUGAUUGCAAUUCAAGAAUUAGAUAUUAAUAAUCAAACAAUCAAAGAAUUACAUACAACUAAUAAUUGGAAUAAUUAUACUGAUACCACAUCAACAACAACCAAUCAACAAUAUAAAUCAUUGGAAUAUCAAUUAUCACUGUCUACAAAUAUUAAUAAUAUUAUUUUUGAAAAUACAAAUAUUAAAUCAACCAUUGAAAUAUCAAAUAACGGUAAUAGAACCAUUCAAUUUGGAGAUGAAAGUAUUUAUAUUGGUAAUAAUAGUAUUAAAUCAACAGUAUCAAUUAAAGAUUGGCCCUAUUCAACAGUAUCAGAAUCACCACAUCUCGUUGUAUUAUUCUCAACCACAAUUAAUAAUAAUCAAACUAUUAUUGGAUGUGAUGGAUCAAUCAAUCAAGUGGAAACAUUCCAAUCAUUCCAAGAUAGUGAUUCAAUUGAAUUUAUUCGAAUCAUCACCAACGAUGAUAUUCAAUUCUUUGGACAAUUCCUACCAUUUGUAAUAUCAGACAACAACAAAUCAACGUACUCCAAAAUAGAAUUAAUCAACACAACUAGAAUCAAUGAUCAACAAUCGAUUGUAUUGAUUGGUAUUCAUCUUCCACAAUGUCAACUAUGUUUGAUUGAUCCUCAAUUCACACCACUCCAAAUUGACCGUGAAAUAUUUGGAGAGUGUCCACCACCACCACCAACAGACAAUAGAUUUGCUAGUUGGAAGAUAGCAGUGAUAUUGGUAUGCACCAUUAUUCCAAGCAUUGCAGUUGCUCUCUUCGUAUUUAUCAAAUACCGACAAUCCAAAAAAGCCACAUCACAUCACAGAGUACAUCUAAUGAAAAUUAAAUAA
Molecule: messenger RNA, 3951 nt
Organism: Cavenderia fasciculata
Lineage: Eukaryota; Evosea; Eumycetozoa; Acytosteliales; Cavenderiaceae
Exons: 11
Coding region: 1-3951 (1316 amino acids)
Source: RefSeq, a predicted model, not a curated record